CUCCACAAUAACACUCGACCAUUCACUCCUCGCUCACCAGAGUAUACGUAUCGUGGUACAUCAUGUCUACAGCUAUGCGGUCAAGACCUCUUCUUCGAGGCAUUGCGCAGAUCUCACAGUCGCAAUACAGAACACUAUCAACAACUCAAUCAUGUCUCGCCAGAAAGCACCCGAAUGGUUACGCUCCGCCUGCUCGGGAAGAUCUUGAAGAAUUGAGGGAGAGGACUAGAGAGUUUGCUCUUCGCGAAAUCCCAGAGGAUGUUGCUGUGAAGACAGAUCACGACAAUGAGUUUCCCAAAGACAUGUGGCGGAAGAUGGGUGAAGCAGGUCUGCUAGGAAUCACAGCCGACGAAGAUUACGGUGGUCUUGCUAUGGGUUACCAGGCACAUUGCACAGUCAUGGAAGAGCUCUCCAGAGCAUCAGGCAGCAUUGGACUCUCAUAUGCCGCGCAUUCCCAACUGUGUAUCAACCAGCUCAUGCUGAAUGGAAACAAGGACCAAAAGCAAAAGUUCCUACCAGAGUUGAUUGCAGGCAAGAAAGUUGGUGCUUUGGCAAUGUCAGAAGUCUCAGCCGGCAGCGACGUAGUCAGCAUGAAGAUGACGGCCAAGGAAGUCGACGGUGGUCAUGUCUUGAACGGAACAAAGUUCUGGAUCACGAACGGUCCUGACGCAGACACCAUGAUUGUGUACGCAAAGACCACACCAGAUGCCGGCUCCAAGGGCAUUACUGCUUUCAUCGUAGACACCACAGCCAAGGGCUUCUCAUGCGCACGCAAACUUGACAAACUCGGCAUGAGAGGAUCUAACACGGGAGAGAUCGUCUUCGAAGACGUCUUUGUUCCCACAGAGAACAUACUCGGAGAAGUCAACAAAGGAGUUCGCGUACUGAUGGAGGGCCUUGACCUUGAAAGACUGGUCUUGAGUGCAGGUCCACUUGGACUCAUGAAGGCAGCCCUUGACGUGACUCUGCCUUACACUCACGAACGCAAGCAGUUCGGCCAACCCAUCGCAACAAAUCAGUUCAUCCAUGGGAAACUCGCAGACAUGUACACAAAAUACAUGGCAUCAUCAGCAUUCACCUACUCGGUAGCUGCAGCAAUCGACAAUGACCCGGACAAUGCUUUGAUCAAGACCCAGGAUUGCGCAGGUGCCAUUCUCUAUGCUGCCGAGAGAGCAACUGAGUGUGGAAUGGACGCUAUUCAAUGCAUGGGUGGCAUGGGUUAUAUGAGCGAGAUUGCCGCAGGCAGGAUCAUGAGAGACGCUAAGCUUUACGAGAUCGGAGCUGGAACGAGUGAGAUCAGAAGGAUGGUCAUCGGAAGAGCCUUCAACAAGGAAUACCUUAGAUAAGCAGGCUGAUGACCAGCAAUUACUAUGGAAUAGUAUGCAAGGCAGUCUGCACAAGCAAAUGUAAUAGUCUACGUCGAUAUAGACUUGCAGCCUC
Molecule: messenger RNA, 1440 nt
Organism: Aureobasidium pullulans EXF-150
Lineage: Eukaryota; Fungi; Ascomycota; Dothideomycetes; Dothideales; Saccotheciaceae
Product: acyl-CoA dehydrogenase NM domain-like protein
Exons: 5
Coding region: 63-1346 (427 amino acids)
Biological process (GO): L-leucine catabolic process
Molecular function (GO): 3-methylbutanoyl-CoA dehydrogenase activity; flavin adenine dinucleotide binding
Source: RefSeq, a predicted model, not a curated record